Messenger RNA from Adineta ricciae, 1221 nucleotides. NCBI's taxonomy places the organism in Eukaryota, Metazoa, Rotifera, Eurotatoria, Adinetida, Adinetidae. The record is from the annotation of a GenBank genome assembly.
AUGCUGUGGGAAAAUGAUGAAUUUUUGCAAACAAAUAGUCUUGAUGAUGAUUUUUCAUUGUAUUUAAAUGAUUCGUCUCAAGAAGAAAAUAUAUCAACUGUCUUUAAAGAUAAUAGAGAGAGCAUAAUAAACUUCGCUGACUUCUGGAACGAUAGAAGCGUAGAUCUAUCAUGGUUAUCGGACACAGUGUUGAAUAUUCCUGAUGAACAUAGUUCACUGGAUGUAUCUCAACAUAAAGAUUUACUACUAUUAUCAACCCCAUCGAAUGCCACAUCUAAUGUAUUGACGGAGAAUGAUAACAUUAUAAAUGAUCAACAUCUGGUAGAAGAUGAAUUAUGUCAAAACCUCGACUAUGAUCUACGUGAAGAAAUCAUCACGUAUUCUGAUACGGUAAACGAAGCACUGGAACCGGCAUAUUUUGAAACUAUUACGAAUGACGCUAUAUUGUCUAAUGUUGCCAUGGUCGUUAAAGAACACCCUCACCCUGCUCAUCGUGUACGUUAUCAAAGUGAUGGGAAACGAUUUCUGCCUAAUUCGAGAAAACAUCCCAUGACGAUUCAAUUUUUGGAUUUAUCAACUGUUACGUCAUUAAUAAACGGAACAUUCGGUGUCAUUAUGACGAUGGUAACUUCGACAAAUAAUCCGGACAAUCAAACAUUCGUACAUGUCAAUAGUAUCAAAUACCACACGGAUGAUGCUAUUGAUUUGGAUUAUGGGAGUGUGUUUGUUCCAUUAACGAAAUCGGAUAUUAAUUCAUGCGAGAAAUCAUUUCCACGCUCAUCGAUUACGUGCAAAAAAUUCGAUGAAUAUACCUUCGCAUUAGCAUCGUUUGAUACAUCAGCAUCCGAUCGGCAUAUUAAGCAAUAUACCGUACCCAAUGAAGAUCGUAUGAGUAAAGUGGCUAAAGGGAAGCAAUUUUCGUCCGAUUACGACCUACAUUGCUACAAAAUUGUCUUUCAACUAGCAGUGAAACAGGGGAACUGCAUUUGUAGUUUGCCAGUGACAUGUGAAACCGAUCUUAUUAAUGAGCAAAAAACAGCAACAAAAGGUGUCAAACGAAAAAGUUCGCCAGCCGAUACAAUGGAUACGUCAAUGAUUAGGCCAGCUAAAAAAGCCAAAUUAUCGGUAACUCGUACAACGAGUGGUAUAUCAAAACAAGUCCAAGGACCGUGCAUGGAUAGUCCAUUAUCUAUCCUUGCGGAAGGGCCUUAUCCGCGCUAA